Messenger RNA from Beta vulgaris subsp. vulgaris (sugar beet), 1325 nucleotides. Its product is annotated as rhodanese-like/PpiC domain-containing protein 12, chloroplastic. Gene Ontology annotation, molecular function: peptidyl-prolyl cis-trans isomerase activity. Lineage: Eukaryota; Viridiplantae; Streptophyta; Magnoliopsida; Caryophyllales; Amaranthaceae. The coding region runs from base 121 to 1080 and encodes 319 amino acids. The transcript has 8 exons. The record is from RefSeq and is a predicted model, not a curated record.
AUAAAGACAAAAACCCUCCCAAAAACUUCACUUCCUUUCUUUCAUUCCUUGUUUUUCCUCUUUGACAUUCCAAUUACAUCAAAUCCAUAAAAUUUGAGCAGCACAAAAAAGUAAGUAAAGAUGUUAAGCAGAGCAUCUUACUCUCAUCAUCGUUUACCCUCCAUUACAUUUUCUUCACCUUCACCUUCCUUUUCUUCUUUUAGAUUUUCCUUCAAUUUAUACCCAAUUUUUCAUCUAUCCUCUAAUUCUAAACACCCUCAAAAACUUCAAUUUGAAACCUUUAGAUUUUCUACUUCUUGUUUUUCUUCAAAUUUCACCAGUUUUUUCAAUUCUGCAAUACCCAUUUCGAAUCUUAGUGUCCCUUCUUUUUCUGGGUGCUUUAGUUCUGCCCCAACUAUGAUGGGUCGUUCUUCUUUCAAAGCAUUUACAACUGGAGGUAGCUCCGGAGGUGAUAGGGAAAUAUUGGUGCAACAUCUGCUUGUCAAAGAAAAUGACCUUAACCUUCUAGUGGAACUUCAGAAAAGGGUUGCUGGAGGGGAGGAUUUAAGUGACCUUGCUGUGGAAUACUCUCUUUGCCCAUCCAAAGAAGAGGGUGGGGUGCUUGGUUGGGUCAGAAGAGGACAAAUGGUACCAGAAUUUGAAGAGGCUGCAUUUUCUGCACCACCAAACAAAGUUGUAAGAUGUAAAACAAGCUUUGGAUGGCACUUGCUGCAAGUCUUAUCGGAGAGGGAAGGGUCAUUGCUUGGUGAAAUUCAACCAAGUGAGCUUCAUGAGAGUAUGCAAGAUCCCAGUUUCACAGAAAAGGCACAGCUGAUCGAUGUUCGAGAGCCAGAAGAAGUGACUAAAGCAUCUUUACCAGGUUUUCAGGUUCUUCCUCUUCAACAAUUUGGAAGUUGGGGACCUGACAUAACAACCAAGUUUGAUCCUGACAAAGAUACUUAUGUUAUGUGUCACCAUGGCAUGCGGUCACUGCAGGUUGCUAAAUGGUUGCAGACACAGGGCUUCAAGAGAGUGUUCAAUGUAGCUGGAGGUAUUCAUGCUUAUGCUGUCAAGGUUGAUCCUUCUGUUCCAACUUAUUAGGAAACUCGAGAUACAAGAAGUCGACCAAAACGAGCAGCUGAAUUUUGUUUUAGACUUCCAUAUUCACUUCCCCUUGUUUUUUUUUUAUUUUUAUUUUCAAAAUUCCAAUGAGUAGAAGCAAAAAUGUUUCUUGCUUUUCGAACAACAUUCAUAUUUGCAGAAUACAUGCUUAGUUAGUUAAUGUGUAGAAUGCAUGUUAUUUCUCUAGAGUCGAAAUAUCAAUGCAUCUCAUCAAUUUUCUUGAA